UAAUUGAAUGGCCGCCUCCAUGGAUUCGGAUGAAGAAGAUUCGUUUGUCUCUUUGGGCAAUGCUUUAGAACAAAUUAACGAAGAUGAGUCUAGAAAGAAGCUGGUGUUCGCCCAGGAACAGGCAGCCAAGGACAGCAGAGGGCGUCCUAGGUUCCAUGGAGCCUUUACAGGAGGGUUCUCUGCCGGACACUUCAACUCUGUGGGCUCCAAGGAGGGUUUCAGACCCUCAACAUUUGUGUCAUCCCGGAUCAAGAAUCCUGAGGAUGAGGACCACGCACAAAGGCCGGAGGACUUCAUGGAUGAAGAGGACUUUGGGGAAUAUGGUAUAGCCCCACGAAAGCUGGUGACUGCAGGGAAAUUUGGAUCACAAGAGAGGAGAAAACGACAGCUAGAUGAGGUCAAUGUGAUGACAUCUGGGACACUGUUCAGUGGAGAACCUGCCCUUACCGACCUUAUAACACCAGAAAGGUUGACUAUUGGUAUUCGACUUUUGAGAAAACUUGGAUGGAAGGAAGGUCAAGGACUAGGCCCUCGUGAGCGAAGACAGAAAAAACGGACAGUUCGCUCCAAACAUGUGUUCAGGAUUGCUAACAAGACAUAUGGCUGUGCUCCUCCUCUUGGUUCAUCUGCUGGUCAGGACAGUGGCUCUGGAGAAAGUGAAAAUGAAUUUCCAGAAGAUGUAACUUUUGCCCCAAAGGACACCACAUCCAUUUCCUUUGUUGCUAAGGACAAUGAACAUGGACUUGGUUACAGGGGCCUUGACCCCAGGGUGGCCUUGCCCUCAACCCAUAUUAAUCUAAGUGGGCCCCCAAGAACCUCCAAAACUGGUGGCAUGAGAGGACAUGCAUUUGGAGUGGGUGCCCUAGAGGAGGAGGAUGAGGACAUUUAUGCUACAGAUCAUUUAUCAAACUACGACAUCACCAUGGACAUAGACGAAGGCAAGGAAGAUCUGUUUGGCUGGACUGCACCAGGAAGGAGCAAGGGAGGUAAACAGACAACCCCUGUGGGUUACCUUGGGAAGGUUUUAGAAGGUUUCACACUGUCCACUAAAAAGUUGAAGGCAAAGAGAGGUUUUGGUCCUCCCAACAUUCCGAAGGACUUCAGACCGAUACACAAGUUCCAACAGACAUCACAGUCUAUCAAUGAACACCUUCGUCAGGCACCUCCAGCUUUACAGGGACAAAGUGACCGUCAGAAAACUAAGAUGGAUGCUGUGACUAGGGCACUGACGCUUGGCGAGUCACCACUUACUGGUUCAGUGUUUGACCUGAUUUCAACUAAGGAUAGAGCGAAGAUGGACACAAUGAAGUCCACCACUCAGUGUCCUGAUCGAGGGACGACUUCCACCUCCUCAGAUGUUGCACACCCUAAUCAAGGGCUUACCAAUAACCCUUCUUCAAUCAGUUUCCAAAGCCAUACAGGUCCACAGAAAAGUCCACAAAAUGACCCUGUAAGGUCAAGCCAGAACGAGGCAGGAUCAGCAGAAGGUUCACUUACGGACCCAGCAAGUUCACAUCAGCCAUUUCAAGGGGGAAAUAUUGGUUUUAAGCCUUUUGCCAGAGAUCUAGCUAAACAGGAACGCUAUGACAAGUAUCUUGCUAUAAAAAAACUAGGAAAACCAGAUGCUUACGAGGAGGUGACCAGUGGUCACAUGACUGAGUGGGACCGAGGUCGGGAGAAGGAAGAAUUUAUCCGUGCUUCAAAGCUGUAUAAACCUCUCCCAGGAAUGAUGGCUUCACGUUUCACAACUGCCAAGUACGAUGAUAGCACUGACACAGUGGAUGUUCCCAGGGAUGAAGGGAGAGAAAAGACUGACCAGAUGAAGGCUGCAGAGAUGAAGAUGUAUGGCCAGCUGACUCAUGAUGAGUUUGAAUGGCAUCCACACAAACUGUUGUCCUGGAGGUUUAACGUCCCUAACCCCUAUUCUGGGUCCUCCAUUGUGGGGUUGCCCACGGUGAAGCGGGACAAGUACUCUGUGUUUACAUUUCUGAACUUCUCAAAUGAAUCUGAGUCACCAACCUCACAGGACAUGAAGGCUUUGCCAGCCCCUCCUCCUCCUACUGAGCCACCCACAGGAUCCAAACCGGUGACCUUUGACAUCAAAAAUCGUUCCAAGAUGACUGCUCCUCUCAAAUCUAUCUUCAGUGACCUGGUGGACACACCAUCCACUUCACAGAAACCUGCCACACCAGAUAUACAGGACACACCAGAUACACAGGAAUCACCUACAAGUACCACACAAAAUAUAGAACAGACAGAGAAGCCAGCUUUGGACUUAUUUGGUGCCAUAUUUGGUAACACAGACUCCGAGGACAGCUCAGAGGAGGAGGAGGAAGAGGAGGAGGAGGAGGUGAAGCAGACCAAACCUUCACACAGUGAGCUUGCCUCCCCAAGUCUCCCUACCGUACCCAAGACAGAUAAAGUGUCGUCAAAACCUACAACACAUGUGGAAGACAGUGCUGAAAGUAUUGCUGAGAGUCCAGAGGAUAUAGAGCUACAAGAAAGACUGGCCCCACCCCAACAGGCCACUGCCAGGGAUGAGGAUGAGCAGUAUGGACCAGCACUACCUCCACCUGGUGCUCCUCGUCCCUCCAGUAUGUCCACUACCUCAGCAUAUGUGGAUCUGAACUUGACCUCAAGUCAUAAACACAGACAUAAAGAUAGACACAAAGACAGACACAAGGACAGACACAAACAUAAGAAAGAGAAAAAGGCUAAACAUAAGAAAGACAAGCACAAAGAAAAAAAGAAAAGUAAGAAACAGAGAUCAAGACAACGCAGCGAUUCCAGCCAUUCUGACUACGAUUCCAGUGAUAUGGAAGAUGAUCAAAAGCUGAUUCAGAAGUUGAAGGCUGUCAAGCAGAAAGGACUUCUCAGGAUGUCAGACAUUUCAUGACCACACCACUCAUGUCACCCAUUUCUCAUAACGUCUUCAAGUUGUUGUUUUUAAUAAAUAUACUGUUAAUACUUGUUAAA
This is a messenger RNA of Mizuhopecten yessoensis (Yesso scallop), 2976 nucleotides long. Its product is annotated as G patch domain-containing protein 1-like. Gene Ontology annotation, molecular function: RNA binding. The record is from RefSeq and is a predicted model, not a curated record. Bases 8 to 2896 code for a protein of 962 amino acids. Lineage: Eukaryota; Metazoa; Mollusca; Bivalvia; Pectinida; Pectinidae. The transcript is spliced from 19 exons. Gene Ontology annotation, biological process: mRNA processing. Gene Ontology annotation, cellular component: nucleus.